Messenger RNA from Linum trigynum, 651 nucleotides. Lineage: Eukaryota; Viridiplantae; Streptophyta; Magnoliopsida; Malpighiales; Linaceae. The record is from the annotation of a GenBank genome assembly.
AUGGGAAUUGUCGGGUUCGAAAUCCAAUCCUCCGCCACCGUUUCUUCAGUAUUCUCUUCAUACACAAUCAUGCUCAUCAGGAAAGCCAUCCCAAAAUCUGCUGCCACCGCCGCCCCUUCACUUCAACUAGCCUCAGCCUUCACAGCCGGCAGAAUGCUGCCGCUCUGCUGCGAGAAGAAGCCGAAUCUCUUUUGUUCCUUUGUAGCCCGCUCGAUGGUCAACGGGCAGUAUCCUACUCCACCGGAGGUUCCGGGCCCAAGCACUCCGUCGGAGAUCCCUACAAAGAGGACCGAUUACCCGACUCCUCUGAUUCAGCCGGAAGUGCCGGGACUUCCAACUGGCCCAGAAAUAGAGAUAGAUCCGGGUAGGGAACUGCCGAUGCAGCCACCGGGGAUCCCCGAGGUGCCUAACCCUUUUCCUCGGAGGGGACCUGAGAUUCCGGUCCCUCCCAUGCCUUCCCCGCCGCCGGAUGUUCCCUUUCCGAGGCCGCCUGAUAAGCCGCCGUCGCCGCCACGAGUGCCUCCCGAUCCGGAUAUUUUGCCACCGAGCAUGCCUCCGGAAAUUCCGCCCUCGGCUCCCGAUCCGGAUAUUUUACCACCAACUACUCCUCCGGAUAUUAAGCCGCCGCCUGGACCUUCUGUUUUGUUUUGA